AAAAUUCAAUGUGCGUUACGUGUAACGUAAACACUCGUACUUUCAUUUGUGUCAUCAAGACAGAUGCCUUUUCUAUUUCUGAGAGAUAUUUACAUGCUUAAUGAUUUGCCAUUUUGUUAUAAAUUCAUCAUUAUUGCAGUUCACGAUUCUCCAAGUUGUGAAUGCGUGCAGAAAUGUUACGCAUAUUAGGUCCUAUAUAUUUAUGAUCGUAUAUGUUAAACUAUAAAUAUUUACUAGCGAUAAAAGAAAGAUAUUUCAAUUUAUUGCUUAAGUAAACCUAAUCGCUACUAUAUUGACAACUCGUGCCUUGUGACAGACGAUCAUGUCGGUACUUAACAACCAUAUUAAUUCGAAUUAGCUUCUUUAACCACGACUUGUCAUACCCAACUAGCUGAUAUAUUUCUAUAAUUUUAAAAGAUAUCUGAUUAAUUUCCAUACUUAACAUAAAUGUAAUAAAUAUUAUUUAAUGUGCAGUGAUAUUCGCCAUGAUCUGAUCCCUGGUUCUUGAACUUUGACCCUUAAUAAUGCCAGUCGUGGCAGACGGUGAGAGCGAAUUGAAUAAAUGAAGAAUGUUCCACGUACAAAGCUCCUUUGAGCAGUCACUGCGGUGCGGCGACGAAAUUUCGCCUAAUGGUAAUAAAACGUUGGCUGCAUUAGCCAAGAUCCACAAACAUUGUACGGGUAAGGCCCACGCUCACGGAUGCAUCGAUCCCAAGCUCAAUCCUCUCGCCAAAUCCGAAUCAAACACUAGCCUACAGUCUCGUAAAUCGUUCCGCAACGAAUGUAUUAUCGAAAUAAAGGACGCGGUUAAACCGCAACAUUUUAACAAAAACAAUGACCUCCUCACAAAAAGCUUUAGUAAUAGCACUAGCUCUUACGAAGGACACAGCGAUACCGACUCUGAAAAUACUUCCAAGCUACGAAUGGAGAAUAAUAAAAUAGUUGAUACAUGCGAGCGCUUAUUUACCCAGAAUACGAGAGCAUCUCUAAUGAAAACCGCUCGUAUGCGAUAUGCCGAUGAUAGUGUUAUAUCAUUACUGCAUGAUGAAGUUGAUGGUGAUAAGGGAAAGCAGCAAUUUCAUAGGACUCCUAUCAGGAACAGUUAUAGAGAGAGGAAAUCUGCUGUUGUCACAAUCGAAGAAGUAAAAUCGGAUGGAUCUUUCCACGAAGAAGAUUUAGCGAAUGCUUUACUAUUCGACGAAAAGAAAAAAACGCAUUCUCAAAACAAAGUUGGCUUGCAACGGCGAGGAUCGGGCAAUUCUCUGACUAACGGGAAGGCCACAAACGGAACAAAACCACCAUGGAGAGGCGCGAGCAAAAAAGGAAUUCCAGCGGAACCGUUCGUUCGUAGUCCGUCCUUACGCGGUAGCAUUAGGAAGAAGACUACAAAAAAUGAUGGUAUCCCGUGGCGACGACUCUACGAACUUUCGCUGUGGCGAAAGUAUGGGGUGAGCUUCGCAGCGGUGGGCGCGGACAAGGAGCGCGCUCUACUGCGCCCAUGGAGCGAGCUGUCGGCCCAUCAGCACCCGCCAGCGUUCUCGGUAAGUUAA
Messenger RNA from Chilo suppressalis (striped riceborer), 1550 nucleotides. The record is from the annotation of a GenBank genome assembly. NCBI's taxonomy places the organism in Eukaryota, Metazoa, Arthropoda, Insecta, Lepidoptera, Crambidae.